Yamadazyma tenuis ATCC 10573 is the source of this 633-nucleotide messenger RNA. RefSeq lists its product as uncharacterized. Lineage: Eukaryota; Fungi; Ascomycota; Pichiomycetes; Serinales; Debaryomycetaceae. Gene Ontology annotation, cellular component: membrane; cytoplasm. The record is from RefSeq and is a predicted model, not a curated record.
AUGUCCGAACCAAUACCUUUAGAAGACUUGAAAGGGUUCAACAAACAACCGCUAGAAGACUUGCGACACGGGUUGGACGCCAAGCUUUAUCCGACGCCCAAGUACGUCUUACGUCGAUUGGUGAUCAAUUUACUAGUGGAAACUGUGUUGUCUGUGGCCGUGUAUAAUAUUUAUGAUGAUUUAUCCACCUACUACCAAUUGUUGGGACCCGCCCUUCUUGGUGGCUCCACCGCCAUGUUGGCCCAGUCCAUUACCCAGUUUGUGCGGAGGAAACUUAGUUACAACAAGAUCUGCAAGUUCUUGGUCUGGGGUAUAAUCAACGGCUCAUUUACGGUUUUAUGGUACAACAUGUUAUUGGAACGUGUAGACGAUUUGAUUUACCAAAUUGUCGUUGAUCAGAUGGUAGGGCAGCCAUUCUUCCAAUUGAUAUUCAAUGUCUUGAGUGCCUUGUGGGAUCAUGGAGAAAUCACUGCCAAUACCAGGACAAUAUACCUCAAGUCAUUGAAAGUUUCAUACUGCUUCUGGCCGUUCUUUUCCAUUCUUGUAUUUGCAUUCAUCCCCCCCUCGUUGAUGUUCCCAUCGACAUGUUUGGCCAACUUACUAUGGAACUUGGUGCUCUCAAAGUUGGGAUAG